Messenger RNA from Trichomonas vaginalis G3, 1155 nucleotides. RefSeq names its product protein serine/threonine kinase protein. The record is from RefSeq and is a predicted model, not a curated record. Gene Ontology annotation, biological process: intracellular signal transduction; protein phosphorylation. Gene Ontology annotation, molecular function: ATP binding; protein serine/threonine kinase activity. The transcript has a single exon. Bases 1 to 1155 code for a protein of 384 amino acids. NCBI's taxonomy places the organism in Eukaryota, Parabasalia, Trichomonadida, Trichomonadidae. Gene Ontology annotation, cellular component: cytoplasm.
AUGACUCAAUGGACAUCUGACUCUAAAAUUGACAACUACAUCCUCGAAGAAAUGGUGGGCACAUUUAAAGGGUUUGCUAUUUGGACAGCCAUAAAUGCAAUAACUAAGCAAAAAGUAACAAUUCGAAUAUUUCCCAGGGCUGUUUUGAAGUCUGAAUUUCAUAAAAAUCUAUUUGCUUCAGAGAAAAUAGUUCUUAAGUCUAUUAACUCGCCAUUCAUUCCACAGCUUUUCGAAAUCAUUGAAACACCAGCUGAAUCAUUUAUAGUCAAAGAAUACAUACCUUACAAUCCUAUCUCUAAGGUUGUUAAGGAAAGCGGCCCAGUACCUUAUAUAAUAGCUAAGAAGUAUUUUCAAGAGUUUGUUAUCGCGGUUAAUCACUUACACGAUCAUGAUUUUGUUAUAUUCGAUGAUUUUACUACGGAAUCAGUUCUUGUUGACGAAAAUGACCACAUAAGAAUAGUCGACUACGAAUUCUUUAAAGAAGGAUCCCUGCCACCGUAUCAUAUCAACAAUAAACCAGAGUCGUUACCAUUAUCCGGACUAAAUUUCAUACCCCCUGAAGUCCUUGCAGGUGAUAUUCCAUCAAAGAAAGCGGAUACAUGGUGCGCUGGCAUAUUUUUGUAUUAUAUAGUGGUCGGAGAUUUGCCUUUCAAAUCUACUGAGCAGAUUUAUAGCGCUUGUCCCGAAUUCCCUCAGAAGAUACCACAGAAGUUACAAGAUCUUAUAAAUCAGAUGCUCAGAAAAGAUCCAAUGCAAAGAGUUUCGCUUAGAGAUGUUUUAUCGAAUAACUGGCUAUCUAAAAAUGAACUACAGAAUUAUUGCGAGACAUUUGCCCUCAGAAAUAACUACAUAAACGCAGUUGAUCCGUUCAUAUUAAAUAAAAUGGAACAGUUCGGAUUAAACGUAGAAUAUCUCCCACAAAUGUUAAUGAGGGAUGAAGAUAUGUAUUUGACCUCGAUUUAUAGACAGUUCCAUAGACAAAACGCAAUUAUGUGCGCAUCAGCCGAAAUAGAUUCGAUUCUGAGCAAAUCUACUUCGAAUGAUGACAUAGAAGUUUGCAAGAAGAGUAGAAGUAAGCCAAAUCUCCCUAUUAUGCGCAGAUGCAAACACGCAAACAUCGGGAUUUUCCUUAGACAUCAGAGUUUUAAACCCUGA